This is a messenger RNA of Cicer arietinum (chickpea), 1103 nucleotides long. RefSeq lists its product as uncharacterized. Lineage: Eukaryota; Viridiplantae; Streptophyta; Magnoliopsida; Fabales; Fabaceae. The record is from RefSeq and is a predicted model, not a curated record.
UCCCUAUAUAUAACUAAAUCCAUUUUCUUAUUUUCUCUCCUUCUUUCUCUUCUUUCUUUUUUUCAAUUUCUCAACUUCAUCAUCUCGCUUUCUCUUUAAUAAUCCAUUUUUAAUUAAUUCGUUUUGACCUGAAAAAUGGGAGGUGGUAAAGACAAUCAUGAUGAAUCUGACAAAGGAAUUUUCUCACAUUUAGCACAUGGGAUGACUCAUGGUGCUCAUGGUUACCCACCUGGGGCUUACCCUCCACCACCAGGUGCAUACCCUCCACCUGGACAUGGCUACCCUCCACAAGGGGGUUAUCCUCCAGCUGGUUAUCCCCCUGCUGGUUAUCCUCCUGCUGGCUACUCUCAUGGUGGCUAUCCUCCGGCAGGUUAUCCACCUGCUGGUUAUCAUGGUCCAUCUGCUCCUCAUGCUCCAGGGCCUUUUGGGCACGGGCAUGCCGGUAUGGGUGGAAUGGGUGGAUUGCUUGCUGGUGGUGCUGCGGCAGCAGCUGCUGCAUACGGUGCUCACCAUAUUUCUCAUGGUCACCAUGGACAUGGAGGAUAUGGUCACAUGCCCCAUGGGAAAUUCAAGCAUGGCAAGUUCAAGCAUGGAAAAUUCGGCAAGCAUGGGAAAUUUAAGCACGGAAAGUUUGGCAAGCAUGGUAUGUUCAGGAAGUGGAAGUGAUCUUAUAUAUAUAUGUACAUACAACUGUGAUUCGGAAUGCUGCUGUUGCUGAUUGCUUUUAUAAAUAAACUUUGUAAGAUGCCAAUCCAUACUUGGUCGAACUCGUGUUUUGUUUUUUGUUGCUCUGCGUAAGACGAAGAUAAAUGAUUCCGUUUAUGUUACCAUAGAUUAAAUGGAAACAUCCAAAGAUGCAUCGGAUACUCUAUGCAAAAUUGGUGUUCCUGUAGCCUGUAGCUAAAAGCAUUAAUUAAGUUCAUGCCUGUUUUGUUUUGCUGUACAUUGCCAUUUUCAUUUUAAACUCAGUUGUGUUGUCGCAUUAGAUGGACAUUGGAUCAAUCACUGUCUUUUUGUCAGUGUAGCACAUCUAUGAAGUCAAAAUAGACCUCUUGUUCAUGUAGUAUAUUGAGCUGGUGGAAUACUAUUUGUUUUAAGACAAA